CAUUUCCUCUCCCUGCGCGCAGGCAUCCAUCCCAACCCAAACCAAACCAAACCAAACACCCCAGUUCGCUUUCCUUAAUCUCUGUAACUCUUGUAAUGUGAUUGUAGCAGUCAGAGAUAUAUAGACAGAGACAGAGACAGAGAGAGCGAGAAACACACACACAAGAAAACAAAAAAACAUUUAAAGAAACAAAUAAAAAGAAAAGAAAAUAAAAGAAAGAAAGAUUAGAGAGAGUCCUGCAUUGGUAGAUAUUUUAUAGUGGAAGAAGAAAAACAAGGAUUUAUGAUAAGCAACUUCCUUCCUCUACCACCCAAUUAACUUUCCUGUUCCCACUUGGAUGGCUGACCCGAACCCGAACCCGAACAGGAACUCCUCCAACGGACCCUCCAAGCGCUUCAAGUCCAAGCCCUUCUACAUCCCACCCGGCCACGUCGGCUUCCGCCUCCUCUGCCACGCCUCCCGAAUUGGCGGCAUCAUCGGCAAGUCCGGCGCCGACAUCAAAAACCUCCAGCAAGCCACUGGCGCCAAGAUCCGAAUCCAGGACGCCCCGCCCAACUCCCCAGACCGGGUCAUACUCGUGAUUGCCCCCGACGGCGACGAUGAGGUUUCCGAGGUCACCAAGGCCCAGGACGCGCUGCUUAAGGUGUUCGAGAGGGUUCUCGACGUCGCUGCCGCCGACGAGGUCGGGGACAGGGUGGUGUCGUGCCGGCUGGUGGCGGACACUUCGCAGGUCGGUGGCGUCAUCGGAAAGGGAGGGAAGGUGGUGGAAAAGAUCAGGGAAGACACCGGAUGUAGAAUUAGGGCUUUGAAUGAUAAGUUGCCGGCGUGUACAUUACCCUCCGACGAAAUAAUUGAGAUAGAAGGCAAUGUGUCAUCUGUAAAGAAGGCCCUUGUUGCUGUCUCUCGUCGGCUUCAAGAUUGUCCUCCAGCUGAUAGAACGAAGAUGAUAGGAAGCAGACCCUAUGAAGUAAUUCAGCAUGAAACUUUUGCAGUUCCAUACGAGAGUUUAACCAAUCUGCAUAUAGAUAAUCGUCUGCAGAGGAACUCUGUCUUGUCUACCUCAUCCAGUAGGUCUAAUGGCAAUGCCUCUGGAGUUCAUACAUUGUCAGCUGAAGUUAAUAGGGUCUCAACCCUGGAUCCAAAAGCACUUAAGCAGGAAGUUACUUUUAGAAUUCUUUGUUCCAAUGAUAGGGUUGGUUGUGUAAUUGGAAAGGGCGGCUGCAUGGUAAAAGCUCUUCAGAAUGAAACAGGGGCUGCUAUAAGUUUUGGUCCUUCACUUGUUGAGUGCGACGAUCGAUUAGUUACUGUUAGUGCUUCAGAGUUUUGGCAGAAUCCAGAAUCAAGAAAUUCCCCAGCACAAAAGGCUGUUGUGCUUGUUUUCUCGAAGUCUGUUGAGGCUUUUGGGUCAUCUGUUACUGCACGACUUGUAGUCCCAUCAAACCAAGUCGGUUGUUUGUUAGGGAAAGGAGGAGCAAUUGUCUCAGAAAUGCGAAAGACCACAGGGACUAGCAUAAGAAUAAUUGGGAAUGGCCAGGUUCCAAGGUGUGCAUCAGAUAAUGAUCAAGUAGUACAGAUCUCAGGAGAGCUUUCAAAUGUUCAAGAUGCGUUAUAUAAUGCAACUGGCAGACUGCGAGAUCAUCUUUUUUCCAGUACACAAAACAGUGCUGGGAGCCUUUCUCAAAGCAUAGAUCAUCUUUCACUUUCUCGAAAUAUAGAUUAUCCUUCUUCACCAGGGCUACGGGCACAACAAACGGCGGCUGGGAUAAAUUCUAGAGGCAUCAAUGAUGUUGGCAGGGCAUUGACUUCUCAAAAAGGCAGCUUAGAACUUGUUAGUGGGAAUAAAACUGCCGUUGUGACUAAUACAACUGUGGAAAUUGUGGUUCCUGAUGAUGUUAUUGGCUCUGUAUACGGAGAAAAUGGUAGCAAUCUGGCUCGAUUGAGACAGAUAUCAGGUGCCACGGUUAUUGUCCAUGAACCUCGUCCUGGAACAAGUGACAGGACUAUUGUCAUAUCCGGUACACCUGAUGAAACCCAAGCAGCGCAGAGCCUUCUCCAAGCAUUUAUUCUCAGUGGUUCAUCAUAAUGACAAUAUCCCCCUCAUCGAUGUUUCAUUGUUGACUGUCUUAGUUUUUUUUUUUUUUUUUUUAAUUUAUUAAAUCCUCUUAUCCUUCUUGACUCCACCUGAAAUAAUGUACAUAAUAUAUAAGGAAAAUAUCCAAGCCAUAUAUCAACUCAGGCAGCUCGAGGACGAGUUUUGGAAUAGCAGUAAGGUUAUUCUUUGUAAUUGAAAAGUUAUGGGUUCAAAUUUUGGAAAAAAUCUCUUUGUGAAAACACAAAGGUAAGAUUAUGUACAAUUGACACAUAUCCUCACCAGUCAAGAGCUUUGUGCAUCGGGAUUUGUCUUUUAUAUCAGCUUAGGCAGUUCACUGUAUUGUAGUGUACUUAUUUAAACAUCAGUCUCUUGAUUUAUUAGGUAGGGCAUACUUCAGGAACAGCGAGCUCUUUCAUCCAACAGGUUUUGCCUUUCUUUUUCCAGUUCCUUUUUGAAUUAUUACCCUGUUAAGGAUGACUGUCUUAAUUCAACUAUUGUUUGGAUUCUAUUUCAUAUGAUUUUAGAUGAUCUCGCUUUAAAUACCUCACAUUUUAUUGUCCGUGAUGAGCGUAUGUAA
Molecule: messenger RNA, 2669 nt
Organism: Gastrolobium bilobum
Lineage: Eukaryota; Viridiplantae; Streptophyta; Magnoliopsida; Fabales; Fabaceae
Product: KH domain-containing protein HEN4-like
Exons: 7
Coding region: 338-2083 (581 amino acids)
Biological process (GO): regulation of gene expression
Cellular component (GO): cytoplasm; nucleus
Molecular function (GO): mRNA binding
Source: RefSeq, a predicted model, not a curated record